Neofelis nebulosa (Clouded leopard) is the source of this 2095-nucleotide messenger RNA. It is a transcript of the gene ASCC1, whose product is annotated as activating signal cointegrator 1 complex subunit 1. Lineage: Eukaryota; Metazoa; Chordata; Mammalia; Carnivora; Felidae. The coding region runs from base 144 to 1181 and encodes 345 amino acids. The transcript is spliced from 10 exons. The record is from RefSeq and is a predicted model, not a curated record. Gene Ontology annotation, cellular component: nucleus. Gene Ontology annotation, molecular function: RNA binding. Gene Ontology annotation, biological process: regulation of DNA-templated transcription; DNA alkylation repair.
GGCCCGCAUGCGCACCCAGUGCGGCGCGGCCUGAGGAAAUUUCCUUACACUCCCUCUGCAGCAGGCUCCAGUUUCUCCUCCUAUCUUCUCCGUUUUACUAGUCCCUGCAGGAUUUCACUAGAGUACUAUUGGGAGAAAGUAUCAUGGAAGUUCUGCGCCCACAGCUUAUAAGACUUGGUGGACGGAUUUACAGAAAAAAUCCCAUCCAAGAACAGACUUAUCAACAUGAAGAAGAAGAUGAAGACUUCUAUCAAGGCUUCGUGGAGUGUGCAGAAGAGCCCUGUGAUGCCUACGAGGUGGUGCAGACCCAGCAAGGUUUCCGGUGUACCGUGAAGGCCCCCAGCCUGCUCUACAAGCACAUAGUUGGAAAGAGAGGGGACACUAGGAAGAAACUAGAAGUGGAAACCAAAACUUCUAUUAGCAUUCCUAAGCCUGGACAAGAAGGAGAAAUUGUAAUCACUGGACAGCAUCGGAGUGGUGUUAUUUCAGCCCGAACUCGGAUCGAUGUUCUUUUGCUCACUUUUAGAAGAAAGCAGCCCUUCACUCACUUCCUUGCCUUUUUCCUCAAUGAAGUUGAGGUUCAGGAGCGAUUCCUGAAGUUCCAAGAGGAAGUACUGGAGAAGUGCUCCAUGGAUCAUGGGGUUGAUAGCACCAUUUUCCAGAAUCCCAGAAAGCUUCACCUAACUAUUGGAAUGUUGGUACUUUUGAGUGAGCAAGAGAUCCAGCAGACGUGUGAGAUGCUACAGCAGUGUAAAGAGGAAUUCAUUGAUGACAUUUCUGGGGGCAAACCCUUAGAGGUAGAGAUGGCGGGGAUAGAAUACAUGAACGAUGAUCCCGGCAUGGUGGAUGUUCUUUAUGCCAAAGUCCAUAUGAAAGACGGCUCCAACAGGCUGCAAGAAUUAGUCGAUCGAGUGCUGGAACGUUUUCAGGCAUCUGGACUAAUAGUGAAAGAGUGGAAUAGUGUGAAACUCCAUGCUACAGUCAUGAACACUCUAUUCAGGAAGGACCCCAAUGCUGAAGGCAGGUACAAUCUCUACACAGCGGAUGGCAAAUACAUCUUCAAGGAAAGAGAAUCAUUUGAUGGCCGAAACAUUUUAAAGGAAUCAGAUUUUAGAAGAGGAGAUGAAAAAGAGUUUUUGUUUGGCAAAGGAGAUAGUUUUACCCCAUAUGUGAGAUUGUAAACGCUUAGAGCAGGGGCCAGCAAACUACAGUCCGAGGGCCAAAUAUGUCCUGCCACCUGUUUUGCACAUGGCCCUCAAACUGUGAAUGUUUUUCAUAUUUCUUAAUGGUUGACAAAAAAAUCAGAAGAAGAGCAAUACUUGAGGACAUGUAAAAAUUAUAUAAAAUUCAGAUGUCAGGGUCCAUAAAUAAGAUUUUUAUUGGAACACAGCCAUCCUCAUUUGUUUAUGCACUGACUGCUUUUGUGCCACAGUGCCAGAGUUGAGUAGUUGUGACGGACACCAUAUGGACACCUUGCCUUUUAUGGAAAAACUUUGCUGACACCUACAUGGUGUUUAGAGUUUAGUUUAAUUUUCUUUUAUUCCACCCAACACAACUUCCUGCUUUAUGAUUAGAUGUGAUGCUCAUAUUUAAUAGACCCUCAAGAUAUACUAACUAUGUCAUUUUUAGUUAAUAGUCAAUCCUAUUGAAUUUCUAGCUACUCGAAUAUUUUCUAACGAAUGUUUGUUUCUUUUUUAAAAUGAGUUUACUAGGGGCAUCUGUGUGGCUCAGUCAGUUGAGCAUCCAACUUUGGCUCAAGUCAUGAUCUCUCGAUUCGUAAGUUCAAGCCCCACAUGGGGCUCACUACUGUCAGCGUGGAGCCUGCUUCAGAUCCUCUGUAUCCCUCUCUCUCUGCCCUUCCCCUGCUCAUUCUCAUUCUUUCUCUCUCUCUCUCAAAAAUAAACACUUAAAAAAAUGAGUUUACUAAAUUCAAGAAAAAGAGAGUCCCAAAUUAAAUAUACCUAUAGCUCAUACUUGUAAUCUUCUGUUAAUAAGUGAAGUUCAUUUUUCAAUUAAAUUUGAUUGCAACUUUAGCACUCCAUAUAGCAAGAUUCAGCUGAUACAGAUCAUAAUGAACUUGAAUUUACACUUAACC